Haliotis rubra (blacklip abalone) is the source of this 2038-nucleotide messenger RNA. RefSeq names its product THUMP domain-containing protein 2-like. Gene Ontology annotation, molecular function: RNA binding; tRNA (guanine) methyltransferase activity. Gene Ontology annotation, biological process: tRNA methylation. NCBI's taxonomy places the organism in Eukaryota, Metazoa, Mollusca, Gastropoda, Lepetellida, Haliotidae. The transcript has 10 exons. The coding region runs from base 420 to 1868 and encodes 482 amino acids. The record is from RefSeq and is a predicted model, not a curated record.
GCCCAAUUCGGGUUGACCUUACUUGAUUUCCUUGCUUUAAAUUAUUUCUUGACGUCCUGAUCUGACAUGUUUUGGGACGUAUUUUUAGUAUUUUGUUCCUGUAAAUUCUUUCUAUUACUUCAUGUUUUAGACAUGUUGGCCAUAGUAAUGUGUGACAUUCGUUUUAACCACAUCCUUAAUUUUGUUAUCUUCGUGAGGGUAUUGUCCACAUUUUAGACUUUACCAUUUUGAUUAUGGCUAUCUGACAUUUCCCACUCGCAUUUCAGUACAAACAACGGUCAGAAUUAUGGAAACUGUACAUAAACCUCAUUGAGAAACAAAUGUUAAUUUUAAGGAGUCGGAGAUAAUCUUCAAAUAUGAAAAUGUGCUGCUGAAUGUGAGAACGGAAUCGCGUAUCCGGUCGGGACCGAAAAUAGACAAUGUUUUACUGCACCGCUGGUAGGGGUACAGAAGUAUUUGCAGAGCAAGAGUUGGUAAUACGACGUAUAGACUAUGAGGCUUGUGUAACUGAUGGAAAGGUGUAUUUCAAGAGUGCUGCAGAGAAUUAUGAUAAACUCUUUGAUCUAAAAUCUGUGGAAAGAGUAUUUGUGCAAAUCGCUCAUUUCAACACAAGCAAACUCUGUACAAAAGGGAAACACCAGUUCCUUAGAUCACUGAAGGAGAUGGUGGUGGAGAAGGACAAGUUGGAGUCAGCUCUGGUCACACACAGACAUGUGACACAUCACUCUGAGCCUGGGGAACCAAGUGAGCCAUCAAACAAGAGGUGGAAGGGAGAACAUGAAGGAUCAAGUCCGCCGUUAGAUGCCCCGACUUUCCGUGUGUCCAGCAAAGUGGCUGGCCGAUGGGGGAAGGCAUUCAGAGCAAGGAAUUUCCAGGAAGUCUCUCAGGAGCUUGGAAGGGAUGUUGUGCGACUGCUUGGAUGGAAGGUUGACUUGAGAAACCCUGAAGUAGAGAUCUGCGUUCACAUCAAUGAUGAGUCUGUGACUGUGGGCAUGCCUAUCACAAGGUGUCCACUGUCAAAGAGGAAGUAUAUGGUCCGGCCUGGCUUGAGGUCCACUGUAGCAUGGAUCAUGGCUCAUCUAGCAGACAUACAGACAGGUGAUGUGGUGCUGGACCCCAUGUGUGGGAAGGCCUCGAUCCUGGUUGAAGCUGUUCAGGACUUGCUGAUUAACAAAGCACAUUACAUGGGUUUUGACAUCAGUGAUGGGCAGCUAGACCAUGCUUUGGAGAACAGGAUGUCAGCUGGCACUCAGCUGCUGGAUCUGGGAGCAGCAAGUGUCCUGUAUUUACCUGUUCGAGAUCAGUCAGUGGACAAAAUUGUGUGUGAUGCUCCAUUUGGAUACAAACAUACCAUGGAAAUGAAGUUGGACUUAUUCUACCCAAUGUUGAUACACCAGAUUGCCAGAGUUUUGAGGGUUGGAGGCACUGCUGUGGUGAUGACAAGUUGUGACCUGAAGGCCACACUGCUCACCUGUAUACACCCACCACACACAGGAACAGCCCACAGAACACUGGCUUAUGAGAGGACAUUGUCUAGCCGGGUACAUCAGACCUCUUCUCAAGAAACAAAGAUAUCAGGAGAAGAUGACAACAGCAGUGGAGGACAGUAUGGUAAGGACGAGGACGAUGUUGACAUCAGCCUGACAACAUGUGUGGGCACAGGACAAAACAGCAACACCCCUGUCAGUGCAGACUCUCCAUGUCAAGGUCCCAAAGUCAUUACAGAUAUGACUACAUCAGACAUUAAGACGGACAGAUCUGAAAGUGAUCAUGAAUCAGAUUUUACAAAGCAGACUGCUCAAAGAAAGUGGACUGUUAAUGUUGAAUCCACCAGUGUCAUGUGUGAAUCUGUAGAAAAAAGGUGUUGAACCCAAGGUAAGAGAUGAAGACACUCCUGAGAGAAGGGGAAUAUCAGGUGAAUCUGACACACCUACUGAAUCGCAUCUAUAUUUGCACAGUGAGCACUAUGUAAAAUUAGGGGAAACUCAUGCAUUUAUUUUUGUUUUGAGGAAAGAAAAUAAAUAUUGAUGUCUUUUCA